AUGGCGACCGCUCAGAUCUUCCUCCCCGGCGACCUCAUCCCCGCCUCCCUGCUCCCACCACCACACAAAAAGCGCAAACUCGGCCCUGGCAUCCGCCUCCAGCAACACCAAGACCCCAGCACAAUCACCACCACCACAACGGUCUCAGAAACAUUCACCUCAACCCUCGCCGGUCCCCUGACUAUCAAUCCCCAAAAACGCACCGCCACCAUCAUCCCCCACCCAAACACAACCCGCUACAACCCCAAACUCAACGACCUCGUCAUCGCCCAAAUCACCCGCACCACACAGGACUUCUACCACGUCUCCCUCUCCCCACACGGCGCAACAGCGAUCUUGGCUCAACUAAAUUUCGAAGGCGCAACGAAGAAGACCCGCCCAAAGCUCGAGUCCGGGGAUCUGGUUUACGCAAGGGUGGUUUUCGUGGGCGCGGAGGGAGCAGGAAUGGAGGUUGAGGUUAGUUGUGUGGAUGCGCAGACGGGUAAGGCGGGAGGAGAGGGGUUGGGCGUGCUGGGAGGUGCGAGUGGUGGCGGCGGUGUAGGCACACCCGCAGUCGUAAGCACGGGGAUGGUGUUUGACGUGAGUGUCGGUCUGGCGGAGAGGAUAUUGCGGAAGGAGGAAGGGAUCGAGUUCUUAGCCGAGCUGGGCGGGAAGCUAGAGGGCGGGUUUGAGGUGUGCGUGGGUAGGAAUGGGAGGGUGUGGGUCGAUGGUGGUGAGGGGAGUAGUGGGGUGAGAGGGACUUGUGCGGUCGGAAGGUGUUUGAGGGAGGUGGAUGAGCGCUAUAGGAGAGGCGAGGGGUGGAUGGAUGCGAAGGCGCAGAAAAAGAUGGUGUCGAGGAUUUUGGGGGAGUUUGGGUUGGGAUGA
Molecule: messenger RNA, 864 nt
Organism: Cyphellophora attinorum
Lineage: Eukaryota; Fungi; Ascomycota; Eurotiomycetes; Chaetothyriales; Cyphellophoraceae
Product: Exosome complex component RRP40
Exons: 1
Coding region: 1-864 (287 amino acids)
Biological process (GO): U4 snRNA 3'-end processing; nuclear polyadenylation-dependent rRNA catabolic process; poly(A)-dependent snoRNA 3'-end processing
Cellular component (GO): cytoplasmic exosome (RNase complex); nuclear exosome (RNase complex)
Molecular function (GO): RNA binding
Source: RefSeq, a predicted model, not a curated record